AUGAAAUUAGAUGCCAUAGAAUUGACGGCAAAACUAUUGAUAGAUUUGGACGAAAAGAUAGAGAAAAGUCUGGAAACGGACACAACUGUGAAGACAGUGAAUAAGUUCUCGCAGCUCUAUAUCCCUCCCAAUGAGAAUGAAAUCGCGAGCGUUAGGGAAGAAAAGUUUUCCGAAGUGUUGCGCGAUUUGGCAAAAAUGGAGACUCAGAUCCAGGAGGCCAUCAGACAGGCGCAGGUCAACCGACGCUACCAACUGGUGGCCCGAUUGCGACCGCUUCUCAAUUACGUGACGCAUAUCCGAAGAAAUAUGGAUUUGCUUCGCAACCGAAUGGUUGCCGUCACCACUCUCUCCACCAUUGCCUUCACUGUCAAUGAAGUGGUCGACCAGUUUGGAGAUGUCAUGACCAGCAGCUUCGGAAUGCCCGGCGGUGUAGUCGUACCCGGAGAUAGAGACCGUGUGGCCGUGAAUGACAUGAAAUUAGAUGCCAUAGAAUUGACGGCAAAACUAUUGAUAGAUUUGGACGAAAAGAUAGAGAAAUGUCUGGAAACGGACACAACUAACGAAAUCGCGAGCGUUAGGGAAGAAAAGUUUUCCGAAGUAUUGCGCGAUUCGGCAAAAAUGGAGACUCAGAUCCAGGAGGCCAUCAGACAGGCGCAGGUCAACCGACGCUACUAA
Oppiella nova is the source of this 675-nucleotide messenger RNA. NCBI's taxonomy places the organism in Eukaryota, Metazoa, Arthropoda, Arachnida, Sarcoptiformes, Oppiidae. The record is from the annotation of a GenBank genome assembly.